Molecule: messenger RNA, 829 nt
Organism: Phycomyces blakesleeanus NRRL 1555(-)
Lineage: Eukaryota; Fungi; Mucoromycota; Mucoromycetes; Mucorales; Phycomycetaceae
Exons: 5
Coding region: 20-739 (239 amino acids)
Biological process (GO): protein deubiquitination; ubiquitin-dependent protein catabolic process
Cellular component (GO): cytoplasm
Molecular function (GO): cysteine-type deubiquitinase activity
Source: RefSeq, a predicted model, not a curated record
CUAAAGAUUUAUGCACAAUAUGCAGGAAGAACAAACUCAUAAACCCACUGAACAAAAGUGGCUACCACUCGAAGCUAAUCCAGACGUGUGGAAUAAGAUUAUCCAUAGACUCAAAGUAAAUAGUCAAUGGAACUUUGUUGAUGUCUACGGCUUUGAGCCUGAAUUACUAGCCAUGAUCCCUCGUCCUGUUACAGCCAUCAUCUUCUUAUUCCCAUUGACUGAAAAUUACGAGAAGUUUAAGGAGGAAGAAGAAGCUCAUUUAGCGCGUCAUGAGCAGAACAUUAGCCCAGACCUUAUCUUCUUUAAGCAGACGAUUGCCAAUGCAUGUGGAAUGAUUGCCAUUCUUCAUGCGAUUGCUAAUAAUGAUAAUGAAAUAGUCGGCCCAGGAUUACUUAGUAAUCUUUUAGAAAAGGCAGCUCCAAUGUCUCCCGAUGAGAGAGCCGAGUUGCUUGAGAACUGUACUGAACUCUCUUCAGUUCAUCAAGAGGCAGCCAACCAAGGCCAGACACAAACGCCCGAUUUGGGGGAUGAAGUGAAUUUACAUUUUUCAUGCUUUGUAAAGGUUGAUGAUCAUUUGUACGAAUUGGAUGGUCGCAAGCCUUUCCCAAUUAAUCAUGGAAAGUGUACUGAUCUGGUUGCCAGUGCAGCCAAGAUUAUCCAGCAACAUAUGGCUCGUGACCCAGAUGAAACUGAAUUUAGUGCGAUUGCUUUGACAAAACAACCCCAAAGUCAGCAAUAAUUAGCACCAACAACCAUUGUAGUUGUUAGAGAGUUCUUUCUAUUAAUUUUCAAUACGAUACAAUACAUCUCCUAUUUGUCUAUAGCCAUC